Molecule: messenger RNA, 1558 nt
Organism: Culex pipiens pallens (northern house mosquito)
Lineage: Eukaryota; Metazoa; Arthropoda; Insecta; Diptera; Culicidae
Product: pickpocket protein 11
Exons: 3
Coding region: 778-1479 (233 amino acids)
Biological process (GO): sodium ion transmembrane transport
Cellular component (GO): membrane
Molecular function (GO): ligand-gated sodium channel activity
Source: RefSeq, a predicted model, not a curated record
UUAACAGUCGAUGUUGCAAAACAAUCAACGAGAACAUCGAAGCGAAAUGCUUCAACUGUGGUGGCGACCAUUCGACGAAGAAUCGGAGCUGCCCAAACAAGCCGAAUUUGUGAUAGUUCGCAGCAAGCGUCGUCGAGGCACCAACCAAAUCGUUGCAAAACACCACCAGCAUUCACCAUUCAGCAUUUAUAGCAGGGAUGCCAUGUCUGUGUAUGUAUGUGAAUUUGAAUUAUUAAGGCUAACGAAAUAAGUUCCAGUUGAUAUUUUUACAAAAUAUUAAUUCAAUGAAGUUUUUUAAAAGUCUGUGCAUCUAAAAAUAUGUCUGGCAUAAGCUCAAAUGUCUGUGAAACACAGACAAAUCUGUUUAUCUGACAUCCUUGGUUCAUAGUUUACUCGUUCUAAUGAAUAUUUCAAUGAUUUUUUUUAUUUAGAUUAAAAUUAGGAUAAAUUGUUAAAGUAAUUUUUUUUACAAAAAUGUUUUCUAUUCAAUGCAGUUAAUAAAUAAACGAACAGUACAACAAAGAUAAAGGGCAUUUAGGCAUGCCACUUGACAUGGUUAAGAAUUGUAAUUAUUAUUAGAAAGUUCAAUAAAGAUACAUUUAAUUUAAAAAAAAUAUUCGUAAUUGAUUGACGUCUUAAUAAUUUAUUUAAAAAAAACUAAGCUUUAUCUUAUUCAAAUCUACCCCUUCUAACGGUAUCUGCUGCUACGGCUGUCCGGAAACUCACGCCCGGUACAAAAUCCCACCCUCCCGGACUCCGGACUUCCGUUUCCGUUGGAUGCGUCCGAAUCGUGUCGUCUCCAUCCAGCGCCAGUGUGUGUUCCGCAACGAGCUGCUCAAAUACGGCGGUCGGUACGGCCGAAGCAACUGCGUGGCCGCCUGCCGCAUCCGGAGCGUGGUCGCGCUCUGCGAGUGUGUUCCGUUUUACAUGCCGACGGCGGCCGGUGUCGCCGGUGACCGGUCCCUAACGGUCUGCAAUCUGCAGCACAUCGUCUGUUUGAACAAGUACAAAAUCAAAUGGUCCACGGUAAUCACCAACAUCGUCGACAUCCCGGGCCUGGAGAAAGAAAUGGAAGAAUCGCUGUACUGCCCGGAGUGUUUACCUUCGUGUACCAACACCAAGUACCACAUUUCGACCUCGGAACUGCCGCUCAUCCCAACUCGCCGCACUGGGUUCAGCUUCACCCGGGGCAUCGAGGACGUUUCGGAGGUCGCCGUCGUGCGGAUCUUCUUCGGCCAGCCGGAAACGUGGAUGUACAAGCAGGACGUGGCCUCGUAUUGGUUCGAGAUAUUCAGCAAUUUUGGCGGCAUGUGCGGCAUCAUGGCUGGCCUCUCGCUGAUAAGCGUUUCGGAAAAUGUUUACUUCGUGCUCAGACAGUUUGUGUUGGUCGCGCUGGCCCGGUUCGGGGGCGGACGGUGGUGGGAGAACCGGCGACGGGCACGCCACCAACGGAGGCUCGCCGUGACCAUGCUGGAAUGAGGGGGGCCAGCUGGAGGAUUUGGCAGAGGCGUUUCGGAUGACAAAAAUUGGUUUUAUGAGUGUUAUGAUUCAGAUACCU